This is a messenger RNA of Oreochromis aureus, 1424 nucleotides long. It is a transcript of the gene fbxw4, whose product is annotated as F-box and WD repeat domain containing 4. Gene Ontology annotation, cellular component: SCF ubiquitin ligase complex. The record is from RefSeq and is a predicted model, not a curated record. The transcript is spliced from 9 exons. Gene Ontology annotation, biological process: SCF-dependent proteasomal ubiquitin-dependent protein catabolic process. Lineage: Eukaryota; Metazoa; Chordata; Actinopteri; Cichliformes; Cichlidae. The coding region runs from base 161 to 1330 and encodes 389 amino acids. Gene Ontology annotation, molecular function: protein binding.
CGGUGGUUCAUUGGAAGAAUGGCUUCCUGUUUGAUCUCUCUCCCUGCUCUGUGAGAGAUGAAACCUUACUGCAGUGCUUAGCGCUUUAAUACACAAACUAAACACGCAGAACCGGACAUAGAGGGUUGGAGGGCGGCGCAGCGGUGCCCGAGGGCUCGCCAUGCUGCUGUCUCAGCUCCCAGAGGAUCUUCUCUAUUAUAUCUUAUCUUAUUUGGACUACAGAUCUCUCAGUCGCCUCUCUCAAGUUUGUAGAAGCCUUUACCGCUUUGUAAACCGGGACGCUGUUUGGAAGAAGAUUGCUAAAGAUCUUCUAAACACCGGCAUUACUCGGGAGGGGAAGGACAUAUAUCCUCUCAUACGGCUCAAGGACAGAGUGAAGAUUGCUCAAAACUGGUACAAUGGGAUCUGCAGAAGAAUAAUUCCUCUCAGAUGGAAAACUAAACUGUUACCAUGGUUACAGCUGGACGGGGACACUCUUUUUCUGUCUCAGGCUGCUGAUAUAAAAGUGUACCAUAUCCACAAAGACUCGGGGAGACUCCAGCGUAGUCCAUAUGAAGUCUACUCGGGACACAAGGGUGACGUCUGUCGCUUUGUUGUCACAGAUUCUCUCCUGAUCAGCGGUGGAAGUGAUGGCAAGAUCGUCGUCCACAGCAGGAGAAGUGAUGUGCCGGUGGAGUUUUCAGGUCAUAACCAGGAGGUGAACUGUGUGGAUGCUAAAGACGGACUCAUCAUCAGUGGAUCCAGAGACCGGACAGCCCGGAUUUGGAAUUUGACUUCCACCGCUCCCAGAGGUACAAUUCCCAUGCAUGACAGAGUGUGGUCCGUGGCUAUUAAUCCCACACUGAGUUCCUUCGUAACAGGCACUGCAUGCUGCGAGAACUUCUCCCCUCUCCGCAUCUGGGAUGCUGAACGAUCAAUAUGCUUGUGCGCUCUGGGCUCAGAGUUUCGUCGUGGUGCUGGUGUGUUGGAUAUCAGGUUUGAGUCUCCGUUCCAGCUCUUCACCUGUGGCUAUGAUACCUUUAUUCGACUGUGGGACCUUCGACUCUGCCCAAGGAAGUGUGCAAUGGAGUGGGAGGAGCCUCAUGAUAGCGCGCUGUACUGCAUCCAGACAGAUGGAAAUCACAUGAUAGCCAGCGGUUCCUCAUAUUAUGGUGUUGUACGUCUUUGGGACAAACGGCGGACUGAAUGUCUGCAGUUUUUCCAGUUGAGCUCGGACCCUGUGAGCAGCCCGGUGUACUGCCUGAGGUUCAACAGCUCUCACCUGUAUGCAGCCUUGGCCACUGCUGUGCAUUCGCUGGACUUCAGACAGAAUGGCACCCAGAUUAGAUGAUACACACAGACGCUGCUUUUAGUUUCAUCAUUUCCAUAAAUAUAAUAUCUAUUUUCUCAAUGAAUAUUGCAAAUGUGGAAUAAAAUAAGAUAAA